Molecule: messenger RNA, 3138 nt
Organism: Adineta ricciae
Lineage: Eukaryota; Metazoa; Rotifera; Eurotatoria; Adinetida; Adinetidae
Source: the annotation of a GenBank genome assembly
AUGGUUAGACGAUGUGAAAGCGUAGUACUCUGUCCUACAGCAACAUGGCAGAGAAACGCCACAACCGUUGCUGGAUCCAGUACAGCUACAUCCGGUUCGAAUUCAACAACACUCAAUGGACCAAAUGCCGUGGAUGUUGAUAAUAAUUCGAACAUAUAUGUUCUCGAUAGUGGUAACUACCGUGUACAACGUUUCCUUUCGAACUCAGCUAUUGGAACAACAAUUAUCAAUGGCAGUUUGGGCAAUGCACUCAAUCAGUUUAAUACUCUGGAUGAUAUAAGCAUAGAUAACAAUGGUAAUAUCUAUAUACUCGAUGGUGGUAAUGGCCGUGUAAUGAAAUGGACACCAGGAGCCUCGUCAGGUGUAAUUGUUGCUGGUGGAUAUGGUAUUGGUAGUAAUGUAAGUCAGUUAAAUGAUGCUAAAGGAAUGCUCUUGGAUAUGAAUACAUCAACAAUUUGGAUCGCUGACACUGAUAAUCACCGUAUAGUGAAGUGGAUUUCACCAACAAGUAGCAUGGUAGUUUGUGGUAGUUUUGGAUCUAAUAGCAAUCAAUUUUAUUAUCCAUAUGGGUUAUUUAUUGAUACAAGUAAUUCAAAUACACUUUAUGUAGCAGAUACAUUUAAUCAUCGGAUUCAGCAAUGGUUAGCUGGUGCUACUCGGGGUACGACACUAGCUGGAAUAACAAGUUAUUAUGGCACUGGUUUGAAUCAAUUGUGGUGUCCAACGGCAGUAAUAGUGGAUAAUUAUCGAAAUAUGUUCAUCACCGAUGUCACCAACAAUCGUAUUUUACGAUGGGCUAUUGGAACAAGUUCAGGAACGAUCAUCGCAGGAGAUUUGACUUCUGGAUCAGCAUCAAACUUGCUGAAUAUUCCCAUGAAUAUGGACUUCGAUUCAAAUGGAUCUUUAUUUGUUGUAGAUAAAUCGAAUAACCGAAUUCAAAAAUUUCUUAUUUCUUGUCCGUAUGUAGAUAACACUUCAACAACAGUUUCACCAUUGACUACAUCUGCAUCUGUGCCGAAUAUUAACUUCUCGACGUCGCUUUGGUUACCUAAUGGAACGACAAUCGCUGGUUCACCUGUAGGUUUGAGUGGAAGUUCAUCAACAUAUUUGAAACAACCUGCGGAUGUUACCAUAGAUAAAAAUGGCAUACUCUAUGUGUUAGAUUCAAGUAAUUAUCGUGUUCAACGUUUUCUCCCAGGUUCUACAAUUGGAACAACAGUAGUUUAUGGCAGCGCUGGCGCCGGACUGAAUCAGUUUGCCUACAUGGAUGGUUUCAAUGUAGAUGCCAAUGGUGCUAUUUAUAUUGUCGAUCAUGGUAAUAAUCGUGUCGUGAAGUGGUUACCUGGCGCAACGAACGGAACAAUCGUUGCCGGAGGUUAUGGAAGCGGAAAUGGUGCAAAUCAGCUGAGUUCUCCAGACGGGAUAUUCAUACCAAACAAUUCAUCAACUAUCUGGAUAGCUGAUACCGCCAAUCAUCGCAUCGUAAGAUGGAAUUCUUCGACAACGGGUACUCCUAUUUGUGGAAGUUAUGGAUCAGGCUCAAAUCAAUUCUACUAUCCAUUCGGAUUAUUUGUUGAUACAAAUGCGUCGAAUACGUUGUAUGUUGCUGAUACAUAUAAUCAUCGAAUUCAACGAUGGUUGUCAGGAGCAACCAAUGGAACAACUGUUGCAGGACAAACAAGAGUUUGUAGUAAUGGAUACAAUCAGCUAUGUAAUCCAACGGCUGUUAUUGGAGAUAUGAAAGGAUUUAUCUACAUUGUCGAUCGUUCUAAUAGUCGUAUUAUGAGAUGGAUGAUAGGAUCAAGUUAUGGCACUGUUAUAGCUGGAAGUUCAACAAUGGGAGCAUUGCCAAAUCAAUUUUACUAUCCAAAGAAUCUACGGAUCGAUGCCAACGGAUCUUUAAUUGUUGCUGAUACUUCUAACAAUCGCAUUCAGAAAUUUUCUCUGCUUUGUGCAUUAUGUGUCAAUAUUACAACAACAAUAUCGAUUAUUUCUACAACUCAAUCACCGUCAGAUUCAACUUCAACAGCACCGUCUUUCUUGACUGACAUCUCUAGUUCGACACAGGGAACACCGAGUGACACAUUAUUAGAUUCAUCAGUGAUGUCCAUUGUCUCUUCUAUUGCGACCAGUUCUACACCAGGAAUAGCAAGUGCAGCGUCACCAGUCCCAUCAGUGAUGUCCGACUCUUCUAUUCCAACUUCGACAGAAGAAAUGACAACUGGAACAGCACCCUUAGUAGUUUCCAUUUCUUCUUCGUUGAGUUCGACACAAGAAAUAGCAAUCAGUACACCAGCAGGUUGGUCAAUGGCAUCUGCUUCUACUGCAACUACGGGCUCCAUAUCGGAAAUCAUAAGUGGAACAGCAAUAUAUUCGUCGAUAGUGACCACGUCGUCUCUUUCGUUGAGUUCGACCACAGGCUCACCGGUGAGAUCCGAUUCGUCUACCUAUUCCACUUUGAUAUAUGCGGGGACAAAUGAAAUAACAGUAGAAGAUUCAUUAAUAAUACUCUCUUCUUCUGCUACUCCGACAUCAGAAGCGGUGAAUGGAACAACGACAGGUUUGCAAGCGGUAGUCGACUCUUCUACUUUAACCUCGACGGAAAAAAUGACAACCGGAACAGUAACAGGUCCACCAAUAGUAUCGGCCAUUCCUCCCACGCCUACUAAUUUACCAUCAGGAAUGACAAGCGAUAGAACACUAGAUCUAUCAGUAGCAUCUACUUCUUCUGCUUCUCCGAGUUCGACACAAGGAAUGGCAAUUAGUUCAACGGCAGGUUCAUCAAUUUUAGUCACUUCUCUUACUCCUCCUAGUUUCGUUCCGACGACGACAGGCGCAACAACCGAACGCUCACUAACACUUACUUCCUUUUCUUCUUCGAGUUCGAUUCCAGUGACAGCAAGCGUUUCUUCAAUAGUAUCUACCUCUUCUUUUAUUGCAAGUUCAACAUCUAAUAUAGCAAACAUAGCACCAACACACUCAUCAACAAUAUUCACUUCAUCACUCUCUCCAAGCUUAAAACCACAUAUAACAAGUGGAGCAGCAGCAAGUAUAGUUGCCGAUUGUAUUAGUAUAAAACACUUAUGCAGAUGCCAAUUAAUAGUGCUUCUUUCAAUUCUUCAUUUUAUCGACAAUUGA